UAUAUUGUAUUAAAAGUAAUUGUUAAAUUUUACUAAUAUUAAUAAAUCAAUUAUAUGCUAAAAUGAAAAUAAUUACAUUAGUUUUCAGUUUAAUUGCAUUAUCAUAUGUUCAAACUGAUGAUGUUGACGAACUAAAUAGAAAAAUUGAAAUAUAUCAAGGUGUUAAAUCUUUUGUUUGUAAAGAAGAUUUUAUUGGCGGAGAGUUAAUAAAAAAAUGUUUUUAUUUAUUAAGUCAAUUAAAAAAUGAAGGAAACGCUAAAAACAUUUGCAAACAAUUGGAUCCAAAGGCCGCACUCUUAACCAUAAACUCUAAAGAAGAGCAACAGUUUAUAUCUUCAGCUUUGGUUUCAAAUCCUAAUAUUAAAGACAACGUUUGGUUGGGUCUCGAGUAUGGAUGGGCUAACCUAACACACGACACUCCUCAACAUUUAAGAUGGCGUUGGGAUAAUAGUGUUGACAGUCCGUACUUCAAUUGGUGUCCGGGACCUAACUGUGCUUUUGAUGACGAAGACGCCCGCAAUUGGGGUGACUGCGCCCGUAUGUCUGUACAAAAUAUCUCAUUGGGUUUGUGGUACAGUCAUCCCUGUGAGGCCAACCUCAAUGUUGUGUGUGAAUUGAGCUCAAAAAAAUAAUUGUUAUUAAUACAAUAUCCAAUUAUUUGUAAUAUACUGUAUAAUAAUUUAGUAUUAUUUAAU
Messenger RNA from Oppia nitens, 695 nucleotides. RefSeq names its product regenerating islet-derived protein 3-gamma-like. The record is from RefSeq and is a predicted model, not a curated record. Gene Ontology annotation, biological process: biological process involved in interspecies interaction between organisms. The coding region runs from base 63 to 632 and encodes 189 amino acids. Gene Ontology annotation, cellular component: external side of plasma membrane. Gene Ontology annotation, molecular function: carbohydrate binding. The transcript has 3 exons. Lineage: Eukaryota; Metazoa; Arthropoda; Arachnida; Sarcoptiformes; Oppiidae.